ACGUGCUAGAUAAGGAUUAGGAUAAAUAGCAUUAUUUUCUGAUAAAUUUUUUUAAAUGCAAUGAUUAAAGUUCUGGUCAAAUAUAUCUUAGUAUACGCAAAUGAAUAUUUAGAAUUUAGGCUGACAGAGUUUAAAGCACUCAAUUCAUUAUUUGGAAACAAUGUUCAAUAUUCCAUAAAUGAUUUUAAAACUAAAAAUCCAUUUAUUAUUGUUGAAAGUUGUGACAAAGCCUCAAUGGUUAAUAUUGUUAAACGAUCAAUAUUGAUAAAGUAUCUUCUUGAAUAUUGGGCAAAUUCUUCUAGUUCUGACCUACUUGUUCUCAAGCUUAAAUCAUAUCCUAUAUCCUUUUAUGAAAAAUACAGACACUCAAAUUUUAAAUUCAAAUUCCAUUGUUUUGGGCAAACAAUUUCACAAGAAGAAAAGUUGGACAAAAUGGAGAUGCUCUCAUUUUUACCAUUCGAAGGUCGCGUCAAAUUAAAUGAUCCUGAACAAGUUUUUAUAUGGUUAGAAUAUUACGAUGAAAAAUCACAAACGAUAGACGAUUAUAAUGCUCACUUAUAUUUUGGUCGAUGGUUAUCCAAUGGCCUGAGAGCAAUAGCUUCAAAUUUUAAACUCUCCGAUCGUAAAUAUAUAGGUAAUACGAGUAUGGAUCCUAAGCUAUCAUUUUUGCUCACUAAUAUAGCUCAAAUAACUGCUACGGAUUUAGUUUUAGAUCCAUUUGUUGGAAGCGGUAGUUUGAUAUUGAGCGCGGCAUACCACGAAGCAUAUGUAUCCGGUAUCGAUAUCGAAAAAAAGAUGUUAUAUGCUACAGGAAAAUCUAGUAGAUAUGGUCAAAAAUGGAAGACAAAAGAUGAAAAUAUUUGGAAUAAUUUUAAGCAAUAUGAUCUUGAGCGAUAUUAUCUAGACGUUGUCUUAUCCGAUUCCACACUUCCCUUAUUUCGAAAUCAAUUAUUUGAUGCAAUAAUAACAGAUCCUCCAUAUGGGAUUAGAGAGAGCUGCUCUAAAAAUUUUAAUCAAACUGGAUCUGAUACUUUAAAUAGCUCGAGUCUAGAUCAGGAGGAAUAUAAUUUGAGCUAUAUUUACAAAAGUUUGUUGGAUAUCGCAUUAAACGUUUUAAAUCCGGGUGGAAGAUUAGUGUUUUGGCUCCCGUUUGUUAUGGAAGAUAUUAAAAAUUAUGAUAGUUUGAAUUCGGAUAUAAUUUCUAAAAUCAAAAAACAGAUUUUACCGUUUCAUCAUUUAUUCGAACUUGAGAAUUGUGAUUACCAUUCGAUCAUAGGAAGUAGAAUGGGUCGGUUUCUUGUAUGCAUGAGGAAAAAAAUAUUAAACGUUUCGGAUUUUUCUGUUUAUACAAAAAUAAAUAUUAAUGAGUUGAAAUUUUUAGAUUCUACUAGGGAUAUAUAUUUUAAUUCUCAUUCAUGUCAAUAAAUAAAUGCGCGCUAUAAUUUGAGCUUUUUGCAUUUGUAAUUACUAUAUAUUUUUAAAGUCAUUUUAGCCCUUUCUUGAGCCUCAAAGUUGUUGAACUAUUGAAUAUUACAUCAUAAACCGGGUCUCAGAGCGAGCAGGGUUGGGCAAAUUUUCAGAAAAUUAUGGCCGAAUACAGAUGUUUUUUAAAAUUUUGCAUUUAAGACACUAGAUACUUAAUAAAAUUUCAAUAAGAUACUUGCAUAUUAUUAAAAAACAAAUAA
Molecule: messenger RNA, 1685 nt
Organism: Gordionus sp. m RMFG-2023
Lineage: Eukaryota; Metazoa; Nematomorpha; Gordioida; Chordodea; Parachordodidae
Product: tRNA (guanine(10)-N2)-methyltransferase homolog
Exons: 9
Coding region: 61-1425 (454 amino acids)
Biological process (GO): methylation
Cellular component (GO): cytoplasm
Molecular function (GO): methyltransferase activity; nucleic acid binding
Source: RefSeq, a predicted model, not a curated record